Alnus glutinosa is the source of this 1228-nucleotide messenger RNA. Its product is annotated as cationic peroxidase 1-like. The transcript has 4 exons. The record is from RefSeq and is a predicted model, not a curated record. The coding region runs from base 52 to 1032 and encodes 326 amino acids. NCBI's taxonomy places the organism in Eukaryota, Viridiplantae, Streptophyta, Magnoliopsida, Fagales, Betulaceae. Gene Ontology annotation, molecular function: heme binding; peroxidase activity. Gene Ontology annotation, biological process: hydrogen peroxide catabolic process; response to oxidative stress.
UAUUCCCAACCAAAGACGAAAGAACAAAUCACAAGCUCUACUUUUUGAAAUAUGGCAUUUCCCAGCUUACACUCUAACAUACUCUGCUUCUUUGCAUUUUUGCUUCUGUUUGGAGCAGCCUAUGCGAAUUUUUCUCCAGCCUAUGGGAGUUUUUCUUCAGAUUUCUAUUCUUCAAAGUGCCCCAAAGCGCUAUCUACUAUUAAAACUGCAGUGAAUAAUGCCGUUGCCAAGGAGCAGCGCAUGGGGGCCUCUUUGCUUCGUCUCCAUUUCCACGAUUGCUUUGUCAAUGGAUGUGAUGCAUCUGUGUUAUUAGAUGACACUUCGAAUUUCACUGGGGAGAAGACAGCCGGACCAAACGUAGGUUCAUUGCGGGGGUAUGAUGUAAUUGAUACCAUUAAGUCUCAAAUUGAGAGUCUCUGCCCUGGGGUUGUUUCUUGUGCUGAUAUUCUAGCCGUUGCAGCUCGUGACUCUGUUGUUGCAUUAGGCGGGCCUUCAUGGUCACUUCAGUUAGGCAGAAGAGACUCGACCAAUGCAAGCUUUUCAGCAGCAAAUACCGACCUCCCAUCUCCAACGUUGGACCUUAAUGGCAUUUUAUCUGGCUUCUCAAACAAAGGAUUUACUGCAAAAGAAACGGUAGCUCUCUCAGGAGCUCAUACAAUAGGGCAAGCCAGGUGCGUGGUGUUUCGGGACCGUAUCUAUAACGAGACAAACAUCAAUUCGACAUACGCAACAUCAUUGAAAUCAAACUGUUCGAGCUCAGGAGGCGAUGACAACAUUGCUCCCCUAGAUAUCACUAGUCCUGUCAUCUUCGACAAUGCUUAUUACAAGAACUUGUUGAACAGCAAGGGCCUCCUCCAUUCGGACCAACAGCUCUACAGUGGCGGCUCCACAGACUCUCAGGUCACCACUUACAACACCAGCUCUUCAACUUUCACUACUGAUUUUGCCAGCGCCAUGGUGAAAAUGGGCAACCUUAGCCUUCUCACAGGAAGCAGCGGCCAAAUCCGUACUGAUUGCCGGAAAAUUAAUUGAACCUUACCACGUAAUGAACCAAGUUGCCUAUAUAGAAUAUAUAUAUAUAUAGUAAUUUCAAUUCCUGUGUUUUGUGAAAGUAAAUUUAAGAAACGGGGUUUGACCAAGAUGAUCAACCCGUAUAUAUAAAUUAAGCUUGUGCUUGUAAUAAGAUAAGUUUCAAAAUAAUACAAAGUCUCUGUUAUCUCUUUAUCAA